Talaromyces rugulosus is the source of this 1095-nucleotide messenger RNA. RefSeq lists its product as uncharacterized. Gene Ontology annotation, biological process: cellular response to misfolded protein. NCBI's taxonomy places the organism in Eukaryota, Fungi, Ascomycota, Eurotiomycetes, Eurotiales, Trichocomaceae. The record is from RefSeq and is a predicted model, not a curated record. The coding region runs from base 1 to 1095 and encodes 364 amino acids. Gene Ontology annotation, molecular function: Hsp70 protein binding. The transcript has 3 exons. Gene Ontology annotation, cellular component: endoplasmic reticulum membrane.
AUGCCGUCUGCCACCGCAUCUGGGGCCGAUCGAGGCUCUGGUGGCGCGGCGAGGUCGCGCGAACACAAUCAAGGAAGCCAGGAUCGGAAAUACACCCCCGACCAGAAAGCUGCAGUGUUGCGAGUGCGAAAAUGCGCGCCGACUGCCUUUUACGAGAUUCUGGCGCUGGAAAAGUCUGCCACCGAUGGCGAGAUCAAAAAGGCAUACCGGAAACUGAGUUUGUUAACGCACCCGGAUAAAAACGGUUAUGAUGGCGCCGAUGAGGCAUUCAAAAUGGUCUCUCGCGCCUUUCAGAUUUUGUCCGACUCGGACAAAAAGUCGAGAUAUGAUAAAUUCGGCGGAGACCCCGACAGUAGGUUUCCCGCGUCUGGAGCUGGGCCAUCCGGUGGAGGCUCGCCAUUUAGCGGAUUCGGCGGUGGAGGAUUCCCUCGGGGGCAGCCGGCAGGAGGGCCUAUGUUUGAUGAGGAAAUAUCGCCUGAAGAGCUUUUUAAUCGUUUCUUCGGAGGAGGCUUUACCCAGAUGGGCGGUGGUGGGUUUAGUCCUUUUGGAGGCCCUCAAUUUGUUUUCAAUAUGGGUGGCGGUCCCGGAUUUCGAGUUCACCAGUUCGGCGGGCAACGCCCUCGUAGAAGACCACGCGAAGCCAACGGCCAAACCGAACAACCCCCAGCGUCCGGCUGGGCCUCACUUACCCAGCUACUACCUCUCAUCCUUCUAUUUGUGCUCCCCCUCCUGUCAUCCCUUUUCUCCGGAGGCUCGUCAACGACUCCAGGACCUACCUUUCGUUUUGACGGGCCGGUCUCGCCUCACACCAUGCACCGCAUGACGCCGAAACUAAAACUUGAUUACUACGUGAAUCCGCAAGAUGUCGAUGAUUUCAGCACACGAAAAUUGAACCAAUUAGACUCGCGUGUCGAACUAGAAUUCGUCAACAAGCUGCGAUACGAGUGUGAAGAUGAGGUUAAUGACCGCGAACGGAAAAUCCAAGAGGCACAGGGUUGGUUCUUCCCGGACGUGGAGAAGAUGAAGGAAGCCAGGGCGAUGGAGCUGAAGAGUUGCCGACGUCUAGACGCUCUCAAGGGUCGGACAAGGUAUUGA